CGCGAAGCGAGUAAGACGUGUUUUCUCCUCAGUCCACACACACACACACACACACACACAACACGAACAGCAAGUUGAAAAUUCAAAAUCGCAGUUUGAGUUUGUGACCAACACGUUCUCAAGUGCUUCGCGUUCUAAACUCAAAUUCACAGAGUUCUGUUUGUGUUUUUAAAUAAUCAGCGCGAGCUUUAUGAAAAAUACGAUACAAAAAAAAAAAGCGAAUAAACUAAACAAUUGCGACAAAGUGUAUUAACAAAAUUAAUAGUAUUAAAAAUAUAUGCAACAUACUUUGAGUGUAACAAUUUCAAACGUAAAAAAUGCUGCAUUUUUUAAUCUUCAAAAUAUUGCACAAGAAAUACAAAAUUAAUUGAGUGUGCACGCCCUAAAAAGUGACAGCAGCAGCAGUAAAAUAAACAAUAAACGAAAAGCCGAUAGAGCAGGACAAAAAACGUCCAAAAGCAACGAGCAGCAGCAGCAGCGACUAACGAAGCCAAGUAGAGAUUUUCUAUAAAGCUGCAACCCACACACACACACACACGCAUACAUACACACACAUAUAGCAUGGCUGUGCCCUUUUUUCUGCCCGAGGAUGGCGCCAAUGACAUUGCCUCGAGCUCAUCGGCUGCCUCGGGCUCAACAACGGGCUCCACCUCAUCGGGCUCAUCGGAUGGCGCCAGCAGCGUCGCCUCGCAGUCACCAAACACAACCACCUCGGGCACACAGACGCCAAUGCAGUCGCCAAUGCCCACAGAUCAGGUGCUAAUCGCACUCUAUGAAUGGUUCCAGCAGCAUCAUCAUCAACGCCAAUACAGCUACAAUGCUAAUCAGUCGGCGCCGCAGAUAUUCCAGUACCCGCCACCGCCCAGCCCCUCAUGCUCGAUGGCCCAGUCGCCUGGCUAUGCGAGCGGCGAUGUUUUCUUUGCCCACAUGCCCGGACACAUGCCGCUGCCGCCGCCGCCGCCGCGCACGCCGCGCACCAGCGUCAGCUUCGCCGCCGGCGAUGAACACAACUUUUUCCGGCACUCGUAUCCGGCGCCAUCGACACCGCAGCCAAUGCCAGCGCCGCAGUCGGCGCCGCCGCUGCAUUAUAGCCACAGCUAUCCGCAGCAGUCGCCGCACAUGAUGCCGCAUCAUCACUCCUUUGGCCUGCCGCCCCCAGCCAGCGCCUACUAUGCCAACUAUACGCCGCCACCCACGCCGAACACCGCCAACGCCUCCACCUCCUCCUCCAGCUCCAGUUCAGCAGCAGCCACCGGCGGCGGCGUGCCCUUUGGCUGGCACAUGUAUGGCCACAACCUGGCGUCGACGCCGCUGGCGCCAGCUGCGCCCAAGAUGCGUCUGCAGCGCAGUCAAUCCGAUGCAGCCAGACGCAAGCGCUUGACCUCAACGGGCGAGGAUGAGCGAGAGUAUCAAAGUGAUCAUGAGACCAGCUGGGAUGAGCUAGACGAUCGCUAUGAGAAUUUUUCAGCUGGACGCGAGCGUUUGCAAGAGUUUAGCGGACGCAUACCGCCGCGCAAGAAGAAGAGCAGCAAUGCAUGCGCUAACAGCAGCAGCAGCAGCAGCAGCAACUCGCUAGAGGUUUGA
This is a messenger RNA of Drosophila busckii, 1584 nucleotides long. It is a transcript of the gene hid, whose product is annotated as cell death protein hid. The transcript is spliced from 4 exons. NCBI's taxonomy places the organism in Eukaryota, Metazoa, Arthropoda, Insecta, Diptera, Drosophilidae. Bases 562 to 1584 code for a protein of 340 amino acids. The record is from RefSeq and is a predicted model, not a curated record.